AUGGUGGAUACAAGAGGAAAGAAGAAGUUGAAGGAGGUAGAGCCGUCGAGGGUGACCAACCGUAUAGUAUUGAGGUCGCGUCGUGAGGAAGCCGAGAAUGAGGGUCGACGUGCUAGACUUGUGGAGAAUCCUUCUCCCCCGCCUCCCGUGCCUUUUGACUUAGAUAGAGCUUUUGAGGGAGUGGAUGAGUAUGAUGGCAGUGAUGACAAUUAUGAUGACUUCCCGGAUGUAAAUGAUGCUUUCUUCGAGAGCAACCAUCCGAGUGCAGGUGGUUCUAGUGGACCUAGAUUAGAGCCCGAGGCUCCUUUUGUGUCUUCUUCGUCCUCUCAGUUUGUUCAUGUUAGACGUGGGGCUCAUGGUCGUUUUGAGUCAUCACGACCCGAUUCGGAGGAGGGCCUCACUAGUAAGAGGAAGAAGGCGAGAGAAGCUGAUUCGUGGAUUCUCGACAGGAGUGGGCCGGGGGAGCCUAUCGAUCAUAGCCUGAUUCCUAGGCAACUCGACAUGGCGUCUCGAGCGGAUUGCAAAGGCAUGGGUGGCUGUUUGACCCUCCUUCAGAGCUGGAUCUACGAGUACUUCCCGUGUUUACCAGAUCAGAAGUUGGGGACACGUGGAUUGGUGUGCGGGGAACCUUUUGCUAAGAAGUGGGAGGGGGUGAGAAUUGGAGGUGGGGCACAGUUGAUGAAUGAGAGGUUGGAUCACUAUCGUCGAGUACUGGAUAAUAUGACAGAUGAGUUCGUUUUUUGGUGCCCAUUCGGCCUCAGACCUGGUGAGAUGGUCUCUCGUUCUUUGUACUCUGGUGUCAUUCGGUGCAUGAGUGUUGAGGAUAUGUACGAUCCCUCGCGUUGCCUUCGUCAGUUUGGGUACGUACAGACCAUCCCCUCAGAUCCGCUUCCUCCAGUUGAUGUUUGCCGAUCUGCGAAUGUCAAGAUGUACUCCUUGUCCUACGGUCCCGGCUUGAGUGAGCUUUGGAAGGCCCCUCACUGCCACUCGGUGCAGUUGGAUUCGAUAUCGAGACCUGUUCAAAAACCGGAAGAUACUGAGGAUGGGUAUCUACAGUGGUAUAUGGGACGUACCCACCCGAGGAUCGUCUGCCCCAGUGCUGCUGACCAGGAGAUACACCACCAUCUUAGUCAUGAUCAGUUAGCUGUGAAGCUCGUCCGAGAGUUUCGCACUGUGAUUGAGCACCCUUAUGAUGACCACCUUGAUCUUCUUCUUGGAUUACAAGGGUUGCUUAAAGAGUACGACGAGGCGACUCCAUACCAGCCUCCCCCUCAGUACUAGUGUUGUUCAUGUAGUUUGAGUACUAUGUAGUUUAUUUCUAUUUGGAGAACUAUGUCGUUAAUUU
Linum tenue is the source of this 1345-nucleotide messenger RNA. NCBI's taxonomy places the organism in Eukaryota, Viridiplantae, Streptophyta, Magnoliopsida, Malpighiales, Linaceae. The record is from the annotation of a GenBank genome assembly.